This is a messenger RNA of Brienomyrus brachyistius, 5305 nucleotides long. Its product is annotated as golgin subfamily B member 1-like. NCBI's taxonomy places the organism in Eukaryota, Metazoa, Chordata, Actinopteri, Osteoglossiformes, Mormyridae. The transcript has 22 exons. The record is from RefSeq and is a predicted model, not a curated record. The coding region runs from base 209 to 5305 and encodes 1698 amino acids. Gene Ontology annotation, cellular component: Golgi apparatus.
UGACGUACAUUGCGUGCGUCGUCAGCACUGCUGUGUUUGUUCACCUUACUAAGAUGGCUGGUUACGACUGAUUUCCAAUGGCUUUUCCAAUGUAAGGAAGCUGUCGUAAGAAUGUGAAAGUAGGGUCUGAAUUAAUAUGAACAUUUAUUUUUGAUUAGUGACAAAUGAAAAGCAGCGUCCACAUGAGCAGGUUUGGCAGAAAGUCAUAAUGUUGAAGUGGUUCUCAAAUGAUGAAUCUGGCCCAAAUCAGGCAGCCCUGGAAUCCCAGGAAGGCUCCAGUAGCCAGUCAAUGGCUGAGGUUUCUGAUCAGUUGGUGCAGACACAACAGCUUGUGGCACAGCUCAAAGAACUCAUCCGGGAAAAAGAUAGCAACUUACAAGCCAAAGAUGAGCAGCUCAAGACAGAAAAGGGCUCAUUUGAGGCCAGACUGUCCAAACUGAAGCUCCAGAACAAAGCAAAGGUUACAUCUCUAAAUGCUCAGCUGGAGGAUCUUAAAAAGCAACUUGCUGUCUCCGGGGGGAAGGUGGAAAUCAAGAAGAGUGGAGGAGAUGGGGAUCAGGAACAUGCCUCUGCAAGUCGAGGGAAGAUCCUCCUCCUGAAGAAGAAGGCAGAGGAACUGGAGCAGCAGCUUUUGCAGAAGGAGGCAGAGCUGACUGUGAAGACUAAGGAGCUGGAGGCUCAGCGGCAGCGGGGCAUGGAAAUGGAUGCCAUGCUUUCAGAAAAGAACAGGAAGUUAGCAGAAAAGGAGGCAUAUAUCAUUGAUCUUCAGAUGACAGUGGGAGGAGAUAUCACUACACAAACUCACCAACCGCAAGUAGUGGAACGAAAGUCUGCAGGGGAGCCUGCUUCUAUGCAGGAACUCCAGCUGUUAGUGCAGCACCUCACCAAGAAGAUUGGGGAGAGUGAGGAGCGGUACAGCCUUCUGCAGGAACAGACAGAGAGCCUUAAAGAGUUACUGGUGAAUGAGAAGGCUCAAUUUGAAAAGAGGGAGAACAUGUACAAAGAGAACAUCCAAACAUUUAAAGAUAUAAUACUUCAGAAAGACUACAAAUUAACAGAAGUAAACCAGAUGCAUGAACAGGAGCUCUUCAGAUUAGCUGCAAAGUCUGAUGCUAGUGCUGAUCUGGAACAGCUCCUGAAGGCCCUGAAACAGAAGCUCCAUGAAAAGGAGGAGGUGUUGCUGGGAAAAACUCAGGUGAUAAAUGUUCUGCAAGGGGAGGUUGAUGCUAAAGACCAGCAGAUAAAGGACCUGGGAGAGAAGAUGCAGUGGCUGCAUGUAGAGAAGGACAACAUGCAGUCAAAGCUGGAUGCCGAAAGACAUGUAAUGCGAGCCCAGCUGCGGGAUCUCAUGCAGAAACAUGAGGAGGAGCUGCAGCGGGUAGCAGAGAAACAUGAACACGAGGUCCUGGAGAAGGAGCAGUCUCUCCACCGGCAGAUGGGAGAAUUCCGGAGUACCCCAGCUGUGCAGCCAGGAGAGCAGCGUUCCAAAGACAUCAACACAGACUCCUUGGUGGACAUGGAAGCGGCAAAGAAGCUGUCAGAGCUGGAAGCUCAACUGAAGGUGAAAGCUGAGGAAGCAAGCAAAUCUGAAGCCAAAUUUCUGAAGAUGAAAGCGUGGUCCAAAUCGCGCAUCAGGCAGCUUGAGGACGACAUAAGGAAAGCACAGUCUGGAUGCCCUGGUCCUGAUAUGAAUACAUUACAGAACCGCAUCACUGAUCUUGAAGAAGAACGGCAAGAACUUCUCUGCAAACUAGACCAGUAUGAUGAACUAAAGACUAAAAACGAUCAACUAAUAGCCAAGCUCGUGGCGUAUGAAGAGCAGCAGAGGAAGAUGCAAGCUGACUUGGAGCAAGUGACUAAGCGAGCUGCCUCGCAGACGAGCGAAUCGGGCAGUGUGGAUGAGCUGCAGAGCCAGGUGUUGGAGUGGCAGGAUAUGGUGUUGGAGGCAGAGGCAGGCCGUGAGCAAGCCCGCGGAGAGAAGGCUGCCCUGGCGAUACGAAUGAGCCACAUCGAGGAGGAGCGUGAAGUGCUGGUCAGUCGGCAGCAGGAGUUGGAGGAGGAGCUGGCGCAGGCUCGAGGGCUUCGGCAGCAGAAGGGCAAGAAGCUGGCUGUGGCUUCCAGCCGCAGCCUACAGGAGGACUUUGAGUUUGAGAAGCAGACUUAUCCAGACCCAAAAAAUGCUUUGGAGAGUACUGCUUCCACAGAGGGAGAGAAUAUGGGAGGCCUGCGAUCGGUGGUGGAGGAGCUGGAACUGGAGAGGAAUCAGCUGCAGGAGCAGAUUGUUGGCUUGGAGGAGCGUUGUCAGGACUUGGAGGACCGGCUACAGAUGCAGGCUCGCAUUGAGUCCUUACAGACAGAGACUGAGCGGCUGCAAGCACAGCUGGCUGGCCUUCGGAGCCAGCAGAGCCGGGAAACCGAGAACCACCAGUUGCUGGUCGCAAGCCUUAAUGAACAGCUCAAAGGUUUAAGUGAAACACACGAGUGCCUUGAAACAUCGCUCAUGGAGAAAGAGCACACAUUAGCCAAAGCAUCAGAGAAACUGGAGUUCAUCGAUAAUCUGACAGAUGCUUUAAAGGAGAAGGAGAACCAGUACAAAGAAGUAACAGAGAAACUCCUGCAAGCAGAGCACAAUCUUUCUGAAGUCACAAAGAAAUGCAGUAGCUAUGAAAAGCAAUGUUCCGACUUGAAAAAGUCAGUUGCAGAUCUUACUCAGAAGACAAGUAUGCUGAAAGAUAAGGCACAGAAACAGGAGACCACUAUUGUUUCACUACAGAAUGAUCUGGAGCAAACAAAUGAUGAACUUGACAAAUUGAACUCCACCCAUUUAGAAGAAAGGGCUCAAUUAAUUCAUGACCUUCAAAGCUGUGAACGAGAGAUAGACAGUCUUAAGGAUAUUUUGGCUGACAAAGACAAGGAGAUCUGUGUCCUCUCUAAUAGCAUGACUGAGUAUUCUGAGCAGAUUUUUGAGCUCAAACGAGAUAUCAAACUCAAAGAAGAGGAUCUUGUACGCAUGGAAACGACCUUGACAAAAACUGAGCGGGAAGCUCAGGUUAUGAGAGACUCCCAGUCUUCUGACCAGCAGGCCUUGAAUACCAAGAUCACACAGCUCACAGAACAGCUUAAAGUCGCAGAGUCUGAGCUGGAUAAAGUUAAAGAGGAAACAAACCUUAAGACCAAGGAAGCUGAGGAACUUCUGAAGCAAGUUCAGAAGGAUGACCAGAAUAUCAAAAAUCUUUGUGGGGAAAUUCAGAAGUUGACUGUGAACCACCAAAGCCAUCUUUUGGAGUGUGAAUCUCAGAUUUCUUCACUGAAGGACCAGGUGACAGUAACUUCUCUAAAAUUGCAGGAUUCAGAAAGUCAUCUCUCUCAAACAAAUGUUUCCAUUGAAAAGUUAGAGGUCAGGCUACAAGAUAAAGAGAAGACAUAUGAAAAAGAAUUGAAAUGCCUGAAAGAAGAAUGCAACCAACUUAUUGCUGAGGCUGUGAAGGCUGAGGAAAAGAUUAAAAAUCUAAGUGAGAAACUGGAAAAUAUAUCUAUAUCGCAGGAAGAGGCAGAAAAUGAACAAGUUAAUCUCAAUCAGAAGUUGAAGGCAAGAGAUUCAGACAAUGAAAGGCUUCAACAGGCACUCCAAGCGAAAUCUGAAUCCAUCUCAAGACUAGAAAUGGAUGUGAAAUUCCUUGAAAGUGCUAAUCAGCAGCUUAAGGCUGCUUUUGAGAAAAAGGAGGAAGAACUAAGUAAACAGAAGAAGCUUAUAGAAGAUCUAAAUGAGAGAAUUUCUAUAACUUAUGAUGAGCAUGCAAGCCUGAAAUCACAAUUUGCCAAUCUUGUAGAAGAAAACAAAAAGCUGCAACAAGAAAUUGCUUACAAGGAUGAAAAUAAGAUAGCAUUAGCUGAGCAGCUAAAUAGUAAAAUGUCUGUUUAUGAACUACAGCAUUCAGAAAGCCAAAAAACUAUUGAAGGGUUGCAGAAAGAUAAAGAAAAUUUACUUCUAAGAAAUGAGGAACUUGGAAAAGUCCUUGAACAAAAUAAAAUUUCAAUGUCUGGCAUGUUGCUGGAGAAAACAAAUGAGUGUAGCCAUCUUGCUAAAUUAGUCAGUGAAAGUAAGGAGAACGUAACCCAAUUACAUGAUCAGGUUUCUCACUUGAAUGCUCAAUUAGAAGAAGCCAGAGGUAGUUUGACUGAGAAGGAGAAAAUGAUUCUAGACAAAAAUGCCCAUUGUGAAAUGCAGCAAAGUCAGCUUGAACAGACUGUAACUACUUUAAAAGCAGGGCUUAUGGAAAAAGAGUCUUUGUUGCAUCAGGGGUCAGUUGAAGUAAAUUCCUUACAAAAUGAAAUUAUGUUGCACAAACAGCUUACUACUCAGCUUCAGGCUGAGAAUGAGUCACUACAGAUGGAGAACUUGCGACUGAGUCAAAGUUUGGAAGAAAAAGAAGCAAAUCUUAGAAGUUAUUCUCAGGAAUAUGAAAAGUUUCUGAAUGAAUAUAAUAAGAUGACUGAAACCACAGUGUCAAUGAGCAGUCAAAUAGAGGAAAAUAACAAAACAAUAUUAAUGCUGGAAUCUGCCAAUGUUGACAUUAAAAAAACACUUGAAACUCAAGUUGCUGAUAACAUUAAGGUGCAAGAGCAGCUUUCUCAGAAUCAAACUGAAGUUAAAGGUCUUCAAAAUCACUUACAAGCUUUAAAUGAAGAAAACCAGCAACUUCAUGUGGCUCUUCAGAAGGAGAAGGAAGAACUUGUUGAACAAAAGAAACUGGUAACUGAUUUGAAUGAAAGAAAUGGUAUGACUUCUGAGCAGAUAUCUGAAAACAGAAAGAUUAUUGAAGUUCUAUUGAAAGAAAAAGAAGACUUGACUAUAAAGAUUGAAGAACUUAAACACACCGAACAACACAAAACUUUCCUGUCAGAGAGUUUGUUUGAGAAAACAAAUGAAUGCAGUCUCCUAACACAAUUACUCAGUGAGAGUAAGGAAAGCGUAGCAGGUUUACACAAUCAUGUUGCUCUUUUGAAUGCUGAAAUAGAAGAACUUAAAGUUAAGGUAUCUGAAAAAGAUCAAAUGAUUAGUGAUAAAAAUUCAAACCAAGAACAACUUCAAGAGACUUUGUCCCUGCUACAGGAGCAAGGAAUUGCUUUAAAGGCAGGGCUUAUGGAGAAAGAUGCUUUGGUGCAGCAGAGAGAUGUAGAAGUGAGGUCUUUAAGGACUGAAAUCUUAAAGCAGAAAGAGUGUUGUAGUCAGAUUGAGGAGGACAGGAAGAGUGCACUAGAUAGCAUACAUAGUUUCAUUGACAAAGAAGUUAAGGGCUCUUGA